Microthlaspi erraticum is the source of this 258-nucleotide messenger RNA. The record is from the annotation of a GenBank genome assembly. NCBI's taxonomy places the organism in Eukaryota, Viridiplantae, Streptophyta, Magnoliopsida, Brassicales, Brassicaceae.
AUGGCUGAAAAUCGAACGGCUGUGAUAUCAUCUGAACGGUUUGAUCGAACGGCUGAGAUCGAUCGUUGCAUGGCAGGGGUGCAUGCGCGAUCGAUCGAGCUGCAUGUUGGUACGACGGGUCGAUCGACCUACGCUGGCGCAUCUCGGUUCGAUCGAUCUAUGCUGGAGACGUUUGAAGGUUCGAUCGACUUCUUUGUGCGGUCUUUGCUGACUUUGUUCUCCUUUUUGCUCCGUUCGACUUCUUGUUACUCCUUGUGA